Brassica oleracea var. oleracea is the source of this 993-nucleotide messenger RNA. RefSeq lists its product as uncharacterized. The transcript is spliced from 3 exons. The record is from RefSeq and is a predicted model, not a curated record. The coding region runs from base 1 to 993 and encodes 330 amino acids. NCBI's taxonomy places the organism in Eukaryota, Viridiplantae, Streptophyta, Magnoliopsida, Brassicales, Brassicaceae.
AUGGGAGUCGAUCUCGACGACAUAAAACCGUCCUCCAGAACAUUAACCAGCUUCAACGGAUCCUCCGAAACAAUACUGGGAACAAUCCGCCUUCCGGUACGCGCAUGUGGAGUCACUCGAACUGUCAAGUUUGCCGUUGUAAGCACAAAGGCACCUUACCACGCUAUACUUGGAACCCCUUGGAUACACUCAAUGCAGGCCAUUCCAUCUACUUACCACCAGUGUGUCAAGUUCCCCGUUAACUCAGUUUCUCCUCCAACCUAUAAAGUCUGCUCCCAGGAAGGUGAAGUUUUCGAGUUACCUAUUGACGAUACCGAUCCAAACUGGACCGCAAGGAUCGGUGCGUAUCUAUCUGAAGAUAUGCAGCAGUCAGUUCUCAACUUUCUCAAGAUGAAUGUGUCCACAUUCGCGUGGUCCAUGUCAGACAUGAAAGGAAUUGAUCCGGCUAUAAAAACUCACGAACUAAACGUCGACCCGACAUUCAAGCCUAUCCGGCAGAAGCGACGCAAGCUCGGUCCCGACAGGUCAAAGGCUGUAAACGAAGAGGUCGACCGGUUGCUCGGCGCUUGGUCAAUUGCUGAGGACAACUAUCCUCUUCCCAACAUCGACCGUUUGGUCAAGUCCACGGCUGGAAACGAGAUGCUCACCUUCAUGGACGCUUUCUCAGGGUACAACCAAAUCAUGAUGCACCCCGACGAUCACGAAAAGACGGCAUUUAUCACAGAUAGAGGAACCUACUGCUAUAAGGUCAUGCCAUUCGGCUUGAAGAACGUAGGAGCAACCUACCAACAGCUUCUGAACAAAAUGUUCGCAGACAAGCUGGGCGUCACCAUGGAAGUAUACACCAAUGAUAUGCUUGUCAAGUCGCUACACGCCGCUGAUCACCUCCGUCAUUUGCAAGAUUGUUUCGAAACUCUCAACAAAUACGGCAUGAAACUGAACCAGCAAAGUGCACGUUCGGGGUUUCCUCAGGCGAGUUCCUUGGGUACAUAG